Molecule: messenger RNA, 2073 nt
Organism: Lepisosteus oculatus (spotted gar)
Lineage: Eukaryota; Metazoa; Chordata; Actinopteri; Semionotiformes; Lepisosteidae
Source: RefSeq, a predicted model, not a curated record
AUGGUUUCCAGGAAAAGCACGGAAAGUAUCGAGUCCCAGGAGGUGUCUCGCGCAGGCACGGUGCCGAAGUUCACCCCGGGGCGGGCAGCUCGCGAUCACCUGCGGCCCUUCGCCUUCCGGCCGCUAUUACUGGAGAAACAGCACGAGAAUUCGGGGGAAGUGAAGGGACCGGAAGCGCGAGCCGGCGCGGGGCGGCGCCGAAGGGGUUACAGCUCCGGGCUGAAGUUCUCAGCAGCCGGCGAGGGAAACCCCCGCUCGGUGCACUUCCUACCUCACGCCUCCUCGGGAUUCCUCUGCUCCGAGCCCACGGGAUCACCCCCGGACCCCCGACCCCGCUGCUGCAGGAGCGCCCCCGACGAGGUUGGGGUUCGGGUCCGGGUCCGGGUCCAGUUCUGGGCGGGGGGGGGCAGCUCUCUGCUUGGCCCCCGGCCCGAACCCGGGCUCUGCAGGAUGGAGCGGGGCGGCGCCGGACCCCUGGACCUGAGCACCUCCGCGCGCAGGCGCCCCGCGGCAGAGGAGGGGGGGGCGGCCGCAGGACGGGGCUUGCCUCACGCCUUCCCCUACGCCCUCUACCCCAUUCCCAGCAUGCCCCAGCUGCUCCUGCAGGCCACGCCCCUGCCCCUCUUCUACCCCCUGGAGGAAGCGGAGGACCGGCUAGCCUCCGAGAUCGCCAUGACCCUGCUGCUAGAGCAGGGAAAGACCCCAGCAGGUGUGUCCUGUCCCCACAGGGUGCUGCACAUCGCGGUGGUGCGCAGUGAGGAGGCAGUGGUGCGCAGGCUGGUGGACAUCCUGCUGCGAGGAGGCCGACACUUGGACAUCUUCAACAACCUGCGCCAGGUGAGACACGGCAGGGUUCGAAUCCCUGGGGCACAGCGCUGGUUAGUGUACAGGCAGCAGUGUGGGGGAUCAGUCAGGGCUGUGCACCUAUCACUGGGGGGUCACGGGUUCGAGUCCCUGGGGCACAGCGCUGCAGUACCCCUGGGGAAGGAACAGCGUCUCCAGGUCAUCGCGAACCUGUUCUCAGUGUCCAGUCAGGGUGUAUUGACCCCUCUCUCUGUCCCUCAGUGUGGUGCCAGUGUCAAUGCCCAGUCCUACUCGGGGAACAGUGCUCUGCACAGUGCCUGUGGCCGGGGCCUGGUGGAGGCUGUGCGUCUGCUGCUCAGGAACGGCGCGGACAGCAGCCUGAAGAACUACCACAACGACACGGCGCUGAUGGUGGCCAAGAACAAGAGGGUCACUGAUGUCUUGAGGGGGAAAGGAGGGCGCCACCUGAACCCCAAACCCCUGGAGCCCCCCCCAGAUGCCCCAUCCCCUCACAGCCUGUCUCCCUCCCCGCACCAGCACAGCGCUGAUGGAACGCCGGCCCAGUCUCCCGGCCACGCCCCUCUCCGAUCCCCAUUGGCUGCUGGUCACCACGUGGCCCCACCUCCUGCCCCCAGUCCGUCCCACCAGACCGCUGUGGCUCCUCCCACACGUUCUCCAAUCAGCCAGUCAGCCGAGGCGGAGAGGAGGUCGUCUCCCGUGGAAACGCAGGAACACGCCCAGCAGGAGCACAAGAGGUUGAAAGAGGACGUGCCAGGAAACAGGAUGAUGACAAUUCCCCGGGUGCAGUUUCAGUUCUUUCCACUAGGGGGUGGUGGUUACCCCUCGCCACUCCGGGAUGCAGUUGCUCUUCCGGGGGGCGGGCCCGUGCCCCUCCACGCCCCAUUCCCCCCCGCAGCUGUCGAGUUUCCCAAAGGCUAUUACAUCGAGCCCCAGUACACCUCCUUCCUGCCCCUGCCCCCAUCGCUCACACCCCUGCCCCUCGUCCCUGCCCCGCUCAGCCACGGCCUCUCUCCUCACCCUCCGGUCAGCCUGCCCCGCCCCUCCAGCCGGGGCAGCGACAGCCAAUCGGACGCGUCCUCCAUGAGCAUGAGCAGCGAGGGCAAAGGUGAGAGCUGACAGCGGGACUGGAGGGCGGAGAGUGAGCUCACGGCCAUGUCACCCACAGGCCUGCAGAGCGCUGGCUUCCCACAGACAGGACUCGACCCCCCCGGAGCAAGUGAGCUCCCCGAGACUGCAGACGAGUAACUG